UACGUCGCACUAGAGCAUUUGUCAGUAAGGUAUGCAAUUGUAACCGUGUCGUUAUUACGUGCCGAUUCAUUGUGUUUUGAAAAAUAUUUGGAAUUCUGUUAAAAAAAUUAUAUUUUUAUACUAUAAUCAACAUGGCGGAGGGUUUCACGGAUUCUGGUCGAAUUUUAAAGAUGGAAGAGGAUUACAGUUCUACUGUGGAUGAGAAAAUCCCUGUUUGUCAAAAAUUAUGUCAGGAAGGAAAAUUGACGGAAGCUCUAGAUAUUCUUCUGUCAUUGGAAAAGCAAACAAGAACUGGAGCAGAUACUCAUUCAUGUGGACGAGUGUUAGUUGCAAUUGUUCGACUAUGUUUUGAAACAAAGAAUUAUACUGCUUUGAAUGAACACAUUGUUUUGCUGACUAAAAGACGGAGUCAAAUCAAACAAGCUGUUACGAAGAUGAUUCAAGAGUGUUGCACUUAUGUAGAUCAAAUGCCAGAUAAGAAAACUCAAUUGGAGUUAAUAGAUACACUUCGCCAAGUUACAGCUGGAAAAAUUUAUGUGGAAGUAGAGAGAGCUCGACUAACUUAUAAACUGUGCAAAAUAAGAGAAGAUGAAAACAAAGUUGAUGAAGCUGCAAAAAUUCUGCAAGAAUUACAGGUGGAAACUUUUGGUUCAAUGGACCGUAGAGAAAAAGUUGAACUUAUACUUGAACAGAUGAGACUUUGUUUAGAAAUAAAAGAUUAUGUUAGAACUCAAAUUAUAAGCAAGAAAAUAAGCACAAAAUUUUUUGAGGAUGCUUCUGUGCAGGAUUUGAAGUUGAAAUUUUAUCAUUUGAUGAUCAUCUUAGAUCAACAUGAAGGAUCCUAUCUGGCUAUUUGUAAACAUUUUAGAGCAGUUUAUGGCACUCCUCAAAUACAAGAAGAUCCUGAGAAAAAGCUAGUGGCCUUGAAAAAAGUUGUCAUGUAUCUUGUGCUUUCCCCUUAUGAUAAUGAGCAAUCAGAUCUUAUACACAGAGUUAAGGAAGAUAAAACAUUGGAAGAAAUUCCAAAAUACAAAGAAUUGCUACAGCUAUUCACAACACUAGAACUGAUAAAUUGGCGAUCAUUGCAUGCCAAGUAUGAAUCUGAUUUGCGUGAAGCAACUUCUGACGUCACUGCUGCUGAAGUGUUUGGGCAUGAUGAAAUUGGUAAAAAAUGCUGGCAAGAUUUGAAAAAUAGAGUUGUUGAGCAUAAUAUACGAAUUAUGGCAAAAUAUUAUACUCGAAUUACUCUGAAACGUAUGGCUGAGCUACUGGACUUGAAUGAAGCAGAAACAGAAGAGAUUCUUUCAAACUUGGUGGUAAACAAAACAGUGUGGGCCAAAGUGGACAGAUUAGCAGGUGUCAUUUCAUUUUCUCAGUUAAAAGACCCCAAUGAAGUUCUGAAUGAUUGGUCUCAUGACUUGAAUAGCUUAAUGCAACUCCUGAGCAAAACUACCCACCUAAUAAAUAAAGAAGAGAUGGUUCAUAAACACUUACUUUCCGAAGCUUAAGUUAGAUUCUGAGAUGAGAAUACGUGGUGAAUAUAUUUAUCAGAUUGCAAUUUUGACUCUUUAAUCUGUGGACGAAAUCUACAAAAUGUUCACUUCAAACUAUAUUUACUUUAUGCUUCUUAAAUUUUGUUUUGAAUGGUUUAUCAUAAAUGAAAUGUUUUCUCUUUUCUUGACAAAACAUUUUUCACUCUUUAUUAGUUGUUUUUCUCUUUAAAGGGUACUGUUAUAUAUGUAUUUGAUAGUACAUAAUACAUUUAUUUAAGUUCAAAAAUAUCAUAUGUUUAUGUCAUAAUAGUAUGUACUUAUUAAUAUUAAAUUUGUAUCACUUAUAAUUAUCAGUAAAGUUUUUUUGUUGAUAAUAAAAAUUUUCAAUUGUAAA
Molecule: messenger RNA, 1887 nt
Organism: Parasteatoda tepidariorum (common house spider)
Lineage: Eukaryota; Metazoa; Arthropoda; Arachnida; Araneae; Theridiidae
Gene: Rpn5
Product: regulatory particle non-ATPase 5
Cellular component (GO): proteasome regulatory particle, lid subcomplex; cytoplasm
Source: RefSeq, a predicted model, not a curated record